AAAAAAACAACAACAACUAGAAGACGAAGCAAAUCACUUACUCUCACCAUGAUCUCCAAACCAUCUUCUUCUACUCCCUCAUCGCCUCACUUCCACCUUCUCUCCACCACCGGUACGAGUGUUCUGACGGUAGCUUUUUGUUUCGGUUCGGGGACGCGAGUGAGCUUGCAAGAAAUGUUGUGAUGGAGGAGCCCAGUGUUGGGAGUGGACCAUUGGUCAGUGAAGAAGAUUUGGAAAAUUCUAAUGUCGUGAGGGUUUUGGAUGGCGAGCAUGAGAGGCAUAUUAUAGUUAAAGAGAUAGAGAGAGAAGUAAGAGGAUAUAGCUCGAAUGAGAUUGCCGACGUUAUGGAUAUAGAUAUAGUUGCGGGCUGCGAACACAGUGAGGUUGAUGAUAAUGAUGGCUCUGUAGUUGUAGAUGUGAGUGAUUGUGGAGUGGAAUUGAAUGAAAGGUUGUUAGAAGAUAGACAAGAAUUACAACUGCCUGUAUCUGAAGUUGUUCGUGCCGAAACAAAUGAUUCUUGCAACUCUAAAGCUAUUGAUGUUGUUUCUGAUAUCAAAGAAAGCGAUUCUUCUAGCUCUAUAUUUGCUAUUGAUCUGGAAAAAACUCUGCAUACUGUGGAAACAAAUGAUUCUUCUACCUGUGAAGCUAUUGAUGUUGUUUCUGAUAUCAAAGACAGUGAUUCUUCUAGCUCUAGAUUUGUCAUUGAUUCAGAAAAAAGCAUGCAUACUGUUGAAGGUUCUAUGGAGAACGAUAGGCAUAAUGACAUUUCAGGUCGAGUUAGUGUUUUCCAGCUCAAUGAAACGAGUAACACAGAAAACAGUGGUUCUGUAUCUGAGGAAGUUUUUGAAGAGAGGAGUGAAGGCGAAACUAUACCUUCAUCGACUACUUUUGAGCACAACUCUGUUUUUGAAGUACCCAAUAGUUUUGCAUCUGAGAAAAGUAGUGACAAGAAUGGUGGCAUUGAAGUUGAUCAUUUGACCAUAAAUGCUGUGAAUCAUACAGUGGAGGCUGGGAUAGGCUAUGAGUGUGACAGAGAUAUUGGUGGAAGUAACGUGAUUGAAAUCAUGCCUGUAUCCAAUUCAAGGGAAGCUGAACCAAUUCUUGAUGGGGAAACUAAUCAUGACAUGUUGGAAGAAUUUGUUGACACAACCAGAACUGAAAGCUUAACAAAGGCCCAUGAAAGUGCCCCUAACAUAGUAUUGGAAGCAGAAAAAACUGCCAAUGAUGGGCAGAACAGUGACCUUGUAGAAGUAUCAGGUGAUGAAGUGGUAGAUUUGGAAUUGACUGCAACUGCUGUGACUAGGGUGGAAAUCUCAACAGAACGAUAUUUCCUGUCUUCUGGUGCUUCAUUAUUGCCGCAUCCCUCUAAGGCAUUGACAGGUGGGGAGGACGCUUACUAUGUUGCUACCCAGUGGUUAGGUGUGGCUGAUGGAGUUGGUCAGUGGUCACUAGAAGGGAUUAACCCAGGAGUUUAUGCCCAAGAACUGAUGGAGAAUUGUCGAAAGAUUGUCUCACAGUGCAAUAGUAUUCCCUUAAGUAAUCCUGUGGAAGUUCUUAAUCAAAGUGCUCUUGAAGCACAAUCUCCAGGAUCAUCAACAAUACUGGUUGCUUACUUUGAUGGUCAGGCUCUUCAUGUGGCCAAUAUUGGAGACUCGGGAUUUAUUGUAAUAAGAAACGGUGCUGUUUUUAUGAAGUCUUCACCGAUGCUUUAUGAGUUCAACUUUCCAUAUCAGAUUGAAAGUGGAGAUGAUCUCUCAGACCUUGUGGAGGUAUACAGAAUUUAUUUGGACGAGGGUGAUGUGAUUAUCACUGCAACUGAUGGCCUUUUCGACAAUCUAUAUGACCAAGAAAUAAGUUUAGUUGUCUCCAAGUCACUGCAAGCCAAAUUAAAACCCGAGGAAAUAGCAGAAGUGUUGGCCAUGAGAGCACAAGAGGUAGGGAGCACAAAAGCUUGUAGGAGUCCAUUUGCUGAUGCAAUCCAGGCAGCUGGAUAUGUGGGAUUUACCGGUGGCAAGCUUGAUGAUGUGACUGUUAUUGUUUCUUUGGUCCAAAAAAAGAUCGAGCCCCUGCAUUGAACAAUUUCGAUCAGAUUUUCAUCUUCUUCUUUUAUCACAGAGGGGGAAUCUUUUUGGUAUGUUGACUGCAACCUCUCCUGUUUUGUCUUAUUGUUUGGUGUAUAUAUUCUGUUUUUCUUUUCAUGUGUGUAAAUGAUGUAAUUGUUUGUUAGAUUUACACUACCAAGUUCCAUUUAUACCCCUUUUUGUUUA
Camellia sinensis is the source of this 2267-nucleotide messenger RNA. RefSeq names its product Protein phosphatase 2C family protein. Gene Ontology annotation, molecular function: protein serine/threonine phosphatase activity. The record is from RefSeq and is a predicted model, not a curated record. Lineage: Eukaryota; Viridiplantae; Streptophyta; Magnoliopsida; Ericales; Theaceae. Gene Ontology annotation, biological process: protein dephosphorylation. Gene Ontology annotation, cellular component: chloroplast.